Parnassius apollo (apollo) is the source of this 243-nucleotide messenger RNA. Lineage: Eukaryota; Metazoa; Arthropoda; Insecta; Lepidoptera; Papilionidae. The record is from the annotation of a GenBank genome assembly.
AUGGUUCUUCGAGCCGAUUGGGAGGCCACAGCGAGCCCGGAGCAGCAAGAGGUCGCAGGGAACGCAGCAAGAAUCAAGAGGGAGCAGAGGAAGCUCCAGGAAACAGCGGUGCGGCAAGGCGGUAGGGGCCGUGACAUUAACAAUGUUUCUUUGAACUCUAACCAUUUAAAAUACAUUCCGUCAAGUUUAGGGAUAGUUAUAGUCGGCAACUUAAAACCUAGAACGUUUGACUUACUAUUGUGA